AUGGCUGUUAAUCAUGCAGUCAUUUUUUUAAUACGUACACCUUUUAUGGUAGCUUUUGCUGAAGACUUUUACCAAGAUAUUGGUAUCACUUGGGGAGAUGGGAGAGGUAAGAUUCUGAACAAUGGUCAGCUUCUUAAUUUGUCUCUAGACAGAACCUCUGGCUCUGGCUUUAAAUCCAAUAAUCAAUAUCUUUAUGGUAAUAUUGACAUGCAAACCAAUAUUGUACUUGGGAAUUCAGCUGGCACAGUCACUGCUUAUUAUCUACGUUCAGCUACGUCCAAAAGGGUUAUCAUGGGAUGA
Vicia faba (fava bean) is the source of this 300-nucleotide messenger RNA. Lineage: Eukaryota; Viridiplantae; Streptophyta; Magnoliopsida; Fabales; Fabaceae. The record is from the annotation of a GenBank genome assembly.